UAUGACUUUUAAACGGCCCUGGUGCGGCUCUAAAAACAUGUUCACGGGUCAACCACGAUGGAUAUUAGCGUUAGCUCUUAAAUGUAAACGUUAGUUUUAGUAAAAUGGGCGAGGAGGCCUUUACUGUUACAACAAAUCUGGCAGCUUAAGAAGAGGUGCGCAGGAUGGGGGAGCGAGCUGUCAGCGGCCCUGUGGCUGCAAUCUCACCAGUGCAGCAGAUGUUGGCGUCUGGCACCGGAGCUCUCCUCACAUCUGUUUUUGUCACACCACUAGAUGUUGUGAAGAUCAGGCUUCAGGCUCAGCAAACACCAUUUCACCAAGCUUUAGCCUGUGAAGCAGCUCCAUGGGGUGGCGUCCUCCGCCAGUCCAAGUGGAAGUGUUUCCUGUAUUGUAACGGGUUGAUGGACCACAUCUAUGUGUGUCAGAACGGAACUAGUUGCACAAGCUGGUACAAAACUCCAACACAUUUCAGUGGGACACUUGACGCGUUUGUGAAAAUCACUCGACAUGAAGGACUCCGGUCUUUGUGGAGCGGGCUUCCACCAACACUCGUCAUGGCUGUACCUGCCACCGUCAUCUACUUCACCUGCUAUGACCAGCUGAGGGACUUCCUGCGAUACGGUCUGGGUUUCCAAGGGAAUCACAUCCCUCUGGUUGCUGGAGGUCUGGCCAGAUUGGGGGCUGUGACAGUGAUCAGUCCUCUGGAGUUGGUCAGGACAAAGAUGCAGUCCCGUCGGCUGCCCUACAGCGAACUGCGGGCAUGUAUCCGCUCGGCUAUAGCUCAGGACGGCCUGCUGUCUCUGUGGAGGGGCUGGGGGCCCACCGUGCUCAGAGACGUCCCCUUCUCUGCACUGUACUGGUUUAACUAUGAGCUGGUGAAAGCCCACCUGUGUGAAAAGUCCAGAGUGACUCAGGCCAACUUCUCCAUCAGCUUCACGGCAGGAGCAAUUUCCGGAGCUAUCGCUGCGAUCCUGACGCUGCCGUUUGACGUGGUGAAGACGCGGAGGCAGAUUCAGCUGGGAGAAAUGGAUACUUUGGGAGUGUCCUUGAAGAGAACCACGUCCACAUGGCACAUCAUGAAGGAAAUAUGGGCUGAGCUGGGCUACAAGGGCCUUUUUGCAGGUUUCAUGCCCAGGGUGAUCAAAGUGGCCCCAGCCUGCGCUGUCAUGAUCAGCACUUACGAGUUUGGGAAAGCUUUCUUCCAAAAGAUGAACCUCGAUCGAGACAGAGCGCCAUCCUCAAGGCUGGCUGUGCGUGAGGACGUCCACGGCAGCACAUAAGAACAUUUUCAUCAGCACAGUUUGGAUGAAGACUCUUCAGAGUAAAGAGGAAGAGACUAGCCUGGAUGUGGGUUUGUUUGAACCCAAUAAAGGAGGAUUUGUUUGUAUUUCAAGGACGCUGCUGCGCACUCUGUCAAAACUUUCACUCAGACUGUAAUUAACUGUCCUUGAACUUUUUCAUGAGCUUGAACAAGAAGACCUGAUAACGGGCAAUACUCAAAGAUUACAGACUUUUUGUGUUGAUGUGAAAGGUGGAAACUUUAACCAAGUGACGCACAAACAUUACUAGACGCUGACCCACUGAGCAGAUCAGUGGCGUGGGAGUUUUACUUCAUAGAUGCAUGAGUCUCAGGAAAACAGUUCUCAUUCCUUCACUUUGCAUUGAUUGAGACCAACUGCAUGGUGUGAGAAGCUCCAAACAUACUGCUACUAAAGCAUGACAUUUCAAGCAUUUGCUGGUCAGUAUAUGACAGAUAAAUUUGUGUAUGCUGGAUUGAUUUGAUCACAGGAGCACUUAAGAAUUGCAAGACAAUGUGAAAUGAAAUCAUACAAAUGAAAAGUUUUAUUGUUUGAUGAAUGUAGGUCUCUCUUCUUUUUCAUACCUAAAGAAAGCCAUGGGAUUCAAAACAUAAGACUUAAAGGAGAAUCCAGCAAAGCAUCUUGGAAGAUAUGUUAUGGAUAACAUAUAUGUAUGUAUGGUUUUAGUUUUGAGAGGUUACAAAUAUGGCAAGAAUUCAUGAACAUUUCAGCUUCUUUCACUUGAAUUGUUACCACUACAAAAUAUCAGUGAUGGAUAAAGAAAACAGCUGAUUGAAUUUGUUUACUGCUAUAAAUAUUACAACAACAAAGCUCUGUUGGAACACUGGAUCAUAAAUCAUAAAGUUUUGUUGCCUUAUAUCAUAAAUGUAAAUGUGUGUUGUUUAUUUUUUAAUGAAUGAAAUCAUUAAAUGUGUAAGAAAAUGUUAAA
Molecule: messenger RNA, 2247 nt
Organism: Cheilinus undulatus (humphead wrasse)
Lineage: Eukaryota; Metazoa; Chordata; Actinopteri; Labriformes; Labridae
Gene: slc25a39
Product: solute carrier family 25 member 39
Exons: 12
Coding region: 165-1280 (371 amino acids)
Biological process (GO): mitochondrial transmembrane transport
Source: RefSeq, a predicted model, not a curated record